AGGAUGGAAGGGGAGGUCACUUUAGAUUCAGUCUAUCAAGCUGUUCAAGCUUUGUACCACCAUCCAGACCCACAGGGUAAAGAGAGGGCCUCAGCCUGGCUGGGUGAAUUCCAACAAUCGAUGUUUUCAUGGCAGAUCUCUGACCAGCUGCUGCGGCUCCAGCGUGACAUCGAGUCAUGCUAUUUUGCUGCCCAAACAAUGAAGAUGAAAAUUCAGUAUUCGUUUUAUGAGCUACCCCCAGAGAUGCACUCCUCACUCCGCGAUUCUUUGCUCACGCACCUGGAGUGCCUGAAGGAUCUGUCCCAGGCCAUCGUCACACAGCUGGCUCUUGCUGUUGCAGACCUAGCCAUACAGAUGACAUCAUGGAAAAGCUGUGUCCAAACGCUAAUUGAGAAGUACGGCAAUGACGAGUCUGCACUCCCAUUCCUGCUGGAGAUUCUGACAGUGCUCCCAGAGGAGGUGCACAGCCCCUCGCUACGAAUCGGCACCAACCGAAGAACUGAGGUCAUUGAAGACUUGGCCUACAAUGCCAGCAUGGUAAUCGCCUUAUUGACAGCCUACGUGGAGCGCUGUAGUCAUGAUGAGAAGUUGGUAAUUAAAGUCUUCCGAUGCUUGAUGAGCUGGAUUAACCUGGGCAUCCUGCACAACGAUCACAUCGCUAACAGCCAGUUACUGGUGGCACUCUUCCAAGUACUUAGACACAACCAGACGUCCUCCAACCUGCACGAGGUUGCGAGUGACUGUGUAUGCGCAGCACUUUAUGCAGUCGAGGGCUUGCAGGAGAGUCUACAGCUGGCAUUACAGCUUCAAGAAGGGGUGACAGCACUGGAAGAAGCCUACCACACUGCAGUCGCCUGUGAGGACAUGGACAAGGCACUGAACUAUUGCCGGAUUUUCACUGAACUGGCAGAAACGCUGUUGGAGAUGGUUAUCCGUUCACCAGGACAGGGAUUGGGUGACCUCAAAACGCUGAAUCUCAUCUUAAACUGUGUUGGACAUGAGCAGUAUGAGGUGGCGGAAAUUACAUUCAACUUCUGGUAUCGGCUGGCCGAAACUCUGCACAGGAUGAAGGACCCCUCAGUGAACCAGAUCUUCCGGCCUUAUUUCCAGAGACUGACUCAGUCGCUCACCUUCCACUCCCAGAUGGACCCUGAUCACGAGGGAGUUCUGGACGAGACGGAUGAUUUUUACGAAUUCAGACUCCGGGUCUCCGAUCUUCUGAAAGAUAUUAUAUUCCUCAUUGGAGCUUCGGAGUUCUUCUCACAACUGUAUUCAACACUGAAAGAUGGCAGCCCAGCCUGGGAAGAGACUGAAGCUGUGCUUUUCAUCAUGACUGCAUUGGUGAAAAACUUAAACCCGGAAAAGGAACAAAGGCUGGGAAAUGUUGUUCAGGCAGUAAUCAGCCUCCCUGACAAUACUCAUCUAGCGGUACAACAUUCUGGAGUCCAGCUGUUGGGUGAGAUGGGCGAAUACAUCAACAGUGUGCGAUGUCUAGAGCUGGUGCUAAAUUUCCUAACCCAACGCUUGAAACAGAAGGAAUUAGCAAAUGCAGCUGCCAACUCGAUCCAGAACAUCUGUGCCAUGUGCAGCGACGCGAUGACACGGCACAUUGAUGGUCUGCUGCAGGUCGCCUCAUCCCUGGAUGCCCUCCCUAUUUCUUACGACUCCUCCAUCGGUAUUCUGCGAGGCAUCUCCUUGGUAUUGGCUCGGAUGCCAUCAGACAAAAUCGAAGAGACCUUCCACCGCCUUUGUUCCAUGCAGGUCACUGCUCUAAAGAAACUGCUGACAUCUGAGCAGACCAACGGCAUCUCAGCAGACCCAGCUAUAUGGUUGGAUAGACUGGCGGCAAUAUUCAGGCAUACAAAUGCAACAGUGGGAGAAGGGAGGCCCCACCCCUGCCAGAAAGUCAUCCAGGAGAUCUGGCCAGUGAUUUCUGAAACGCUGUAUAGGCACCAAGCAGAUAAUAGGAUGGCAGAGCGUUGCUGUCGGUGUCUGCGUUUUGCAAUCAGAUGUGUGGGUAAAGGAUCCGCUAUGUUGAUUCAGCCCCUGGUGUCUCAGAUGGUGAGUGUGUACCAGUCCCAUCAACACUCCUGCUUCUUGUACCUUGGCAGUAUUCUGGUGGAUGAGUAUGGCAGUGAGGAGAGUUGCACGCAAGGCCUGCUCGAGAUGAUGCAGGCAUUUUGUGGGCCAACAUUCCAGCUGCUAGAACAACCUAGAGGUUUUCAGAAUCAUCCUGACACUGUGGAUGACCUUUUUCGCUUGGCAACAAGAUUCAUUCAGCGAAGUCCAGUUGUUUUGAUCCAAAGUCCAGUGAUGUCCUUAAUCAUUCGAUGUGCAUUAACAGCAACAACACUGAACCACCGUGAUGCCAACUCUAGUGUGAUGAAGUUCCUACAGGAUCUGGUUCAUGUAGCAACAAUCAAUAAGCACAAAGAAGAUUUUGAGCUCCGGAAGAACCUGGUCCAUGGAUUUCUUGGAGAGAGCGGAGCACUGCUUGUGGCACAGCUUGUGCAGGCAUGCUGCUUCUACCUUGUACCGAGCAUGCUGGGCAACGUGGCUGAUGUCAUGUGGGAACUCCGCAUUUUUGACCGGAAGACAUUCUGUGGGUGGCUGGAAGAUGCUCUCAAAGCCCUCCCGAAGGAACUUUCGGCUGGAGCUAUUACAGCUACAGAGAAGCAGAUGACAGAGUUCCAUAAACAGGUCAUGUGCGCUGAAGAUGCUACAAUGAUAGGUUGGUCCCUGAUGGAAUUCUCUGGGUUCUACAGGUAACACCAUGAAGUCACCAAGGAGGUAUGAUUCGUACAAAGUCCUUCCUCUGGACCCAGAGACACUAUUAAAAGAGAGGAAUAAAUUGCUCAGCACUCAUUAAACAGGAGAGAAAGCGACAGAGGCUGGCUUCCACAAGCGAUUAUCCAGGUGGUUGCGGGUGGGUGGGGAAAUGGGACAGAUCUUAUCCAACUAUCAUAACUCCAGAAACAGAGAAUGUUGUUUUAUUUGUCUCAAUCAAGAUGAAUUCAUCAGAUAGAAUUGUCUGUUACAGUUGCACCUUGUUUCAGUACUGGCAUCAGAAAUGGCCACCAUCCAGGGUGGAGGUGGCUCAAAAGUUGUGACGGCUUUUGCUGCAUAUUACCAGGUCAGGCUGGAUUAUUCUGUCUAACUUGCGCAGUAUUCAUUCCAGGAAGCACCAGAGUUUAUUGAGUUAAUAUAAAAUGAUUGCUUUGUAAUAUUCACUGGUAAGGUGUUGAUUGUAUUUGAAAGGUGAAUGUUGUCAAUCUUCUCAUUCCCAUUGUCAGAAAGUGAAAUAACAGUUUCUCCAACUUGAACCUCCACCAUUUUGCAUCUCUUGCAUUAACAAGUAAUGGAUUCUCUAGGGGAUGCAAAGAUUUGAUGAUUAAGUCUGGGCUUUGGAGCUUCUGCAGCCACGUAUGGGCUGAUUAAAGGAGGUCUGGACCAAAGCAUGUACACAACUUAACUUUUCCCAGUUUAGGCAACGUCAUUAGCAGUUUGGUUCCGCUAGUAGCACUGACCUUAAAUCAGAAGGUUGUUGGUUCAAGUCCGAUCCUAGGUCUUGAAUGCAGAAUCCAGACUGAAUGCAGCGCUGAGGGAAUGUUGCCUUGUUUAGUGGGGUGUGUUUUCAGUUUAGGAAUAUCUCCAAUGGUGUCAUUAUUCCUAUCUCAAGCUUCUGCUCCUAAAAUAUGAACUAAUAAUUCAUCAUGUUUGACAUUUGUUGGACAUCUGUAAACCUGGCAGCAGCCCAGACUUCUUUGAGAACUGGGCAAGUGUAAAUUUGUUCCUUUAACCCAAGCCUCCCUUUGAAGCCAGAUACAAAUCUAUGAAUCUGGAAGGAUUUCUGCUAUAUAGAUUAAAGGUUGUCCAUACUGACCCUUCUCUUUUUCCCAAUUCCUCAACAUUAUUCUCCUGAAUUGUAAUUAUUUAAGAACUGUAUCUUUUAAGAUUCUGUUGCUAUCUGUCACAAACAUGCAACAGCCACUGUUUGCAUUGUAAACAAGCACCUUUUGAGUGUAUUUCUUUAAAGAAACUCAAGGCCACCUGCUUAUUCCAGUGACAGUUUGUGGGAUAGUUAACUCGGGCAAGUUUGCGUGGGAUGCAUCAGCUAAAAUAAUAGCCAUGGUGACAGCCAGCAAUAUGUACGUGAAUGGUGAGGAGGCUAAAGAUAAACGAGCACUGCCUUCAGAUGAUUGCCAGGAAAGGAUAUUUUUAUAGAUCUGUGGUGCAGGUUUAUUGUUCUAUUUCUUAAGAGCAAGAAUAGGCCACUUGGCCCUUUGAGCCUGCACCACCAUUUGAUAAUAUCAUAACCGAUCUAGUUGUGGUCCCCCUUCCAUUUUCCUGUCAUCACUCCAUACUUUGUGUAGCAAAGAUCUGAAUAAAUUUAAAAUCCCAGCCUCCUCUAUCGUCUGGGGAAGACGAUUCCAAACCAUUACAACCAUGUUCCCUCUUAUUUUCCCAGUCACUUCACAGACCCGUGAAGUACGUGCACAGCAACAACUUUCAGAACCAGAACCUAUUGGCAUGCAUGGACCCUCCAAGCGACUCAGAGGGAGUGUUGCUAAGGCCCCUCAGUCUUAAAAGGGAGACCUGUUAUUCUUUUUGAGAUCUGAGUUUUUGUCCUGUUUCUGUACAGCUGAUUUUCCAUGUCAAUCCUGCCUUGGUGAUGCCUGCAUAGUACCCCAGGUGCGACCUGAAUUUAUUUUAGACCCUGUCGACGAAUCCAAAUUUUGUUGGAUGACCAAAAGGUCCACACUGGGGUCACAGCAGAAAAAGCAGUGGUCAUCUGUUGUCCACAUGAGCACCAGUAGCAGCAAAUUGCAAUGACCUCUGCUGGAGGGCUCUACUCAUUACCCAAUAAUGAAUGUUGGAUGCUGAUUGAGAUCCUCCUCUUGACUGAGAUUGAGCUGUGUGCCAGGUUGUUUGGUGAACCUGUUGGAAAGUCACGCUUGUUCUGGGGCAAAGUGGAGAGAUGCAUAGAUUGGGAGGCCUUUGCGCUAUGACUGGGCACAUCAACAGUGACAUUUCUGUUACUGAUUCCUGUCGCCAAUGGCCAGUGGUGAGCUAAAUUCCUUGGGUGCCAUUUGCUGAACCCAGCAGUCUUUGGCGGGGGAAGAGUCAAAAGCAGCACAAACUAGUGAUGGGUUUUUAAAGCUUUUUUUUAAUAACAGGCUUAAACAAUUCAGAACAACUUCUAUUUUUUCAGUUUUGCAGCAGUUUAAAAGCAGAUGUUAAAUGCAAAUGGCUUGUCCUCUGUGUACUGUGCAGUCCUUUCAAAUGUGAGUUAAUUUAACACUCGUGUUGUCUGUCCGAUUUAUGUGAAAUAUUUUGUCCGUGUUUAGUGGUGGUAUUAAUAUGUGCCAGUGUACAGAUUUUUUUUAUAUUAAACUUUGGAACAAAA
Messenger RNA from Rhincodon typus (whale shark), 5407 nucleotides. RefSeq names its product transportin-3-like. Gene Ontology annotation, cellular component: cytoplasm; nuclear membrane. The transcript has 23 exons. NCBI's taxonomy places the organism in Eukaryota, Metazoa, Chordata, Chondrichthyes, Orectolobiformes, Rhincodontidae. The record is from RefSeq and is a predicted model, not a curated record. The coding region runs from base 4 to 2769 and encodes 921 amino acids. Gene Ontology annotation, biological process: protein import into nucleus. Gene Ontology annotation, molecular function: small GTPase binding.